AUGGCAACUUCACAGUGGGGAUAUGAUGGCCCAAAUGGUCCUGCUCAAUGGAGCAAGCUGUACCCCAUCGCCAAUGGAAAUAACCAGUCUCCCAUUGACAUUAAAACCAGUGAGGUCAAACAUGACACCUCUCUAAAGCCCAUCAGUGUCUCCUACAAUCCAGCUGGUGCCAAGGAAAUUAUCAACGUGGGACAUUCUUUCCAUGUGACUUUUGAGGACGAUAAAUCAGUGCUGAAAGGUGGCCCUCUUUCUGACAGCUAUCAGCUCGUGCAGUUCCAUUUUCACUGGGGCAGUACAGAUGAAUAUGGGUCUGAGCACCUGGUGGAUGGAGACAAGUACGCUGCAGAGCUCCACAUAGUUCACUGGAACUCGGCAAAGUAUUCCAGUGUGGCUGAUGCCAUCUCAAAGCCUGAUGGGAUAGCAAUUAUUGGUGUUUUGAUGAAGGUUGGUCAGGCCAACUCAAAGCUGCAGAAAGUACUCGAUGCCAUAAGUGAAGUUAAAACUAAGGACAAAAAAGCCCCAUUCAAAAACUUUGACCCCUCCACUCUUCUUCCCUCGUCCCUGGAUUACUAUACCUAUUUUGGCUCUCUGACUCAUCCUCCUCUCCAUGAAAGCGUAACCUGGAUCAUCUGUAAAGAGAUCAUCAGCAUCAGCAAAGAACAGCUGGCACAGUUCCGCAGCCUUCUCUCAAGUGCCGAAGGUGAGAAAGCUGUCCCCGUACUGCACAACAACCGACCACCACAGCCUCUGAAGGGCCGAGUGGUGAAGGCCUCAUUCUGAUGGGGCCAAGAAGGGGCUCAUCCCAA
Molecule: messenger RNA, 806 nt
Organism: Octodon degus (degu)
Lineage: Eukaryota; Metazoa; Chordata; Mammalia; Rodentia; Octodontidae
Gene: Ca1
Product: carbonic anhydrase 1
Exons: 7
Coding region: 1-780 (259 amino acids)
Molecular function (GO): carbonate dehydratase activity; zinc ion binding
Source: RefSeq, a predicted model, not a curated record